UGUCUUCCGCAUCACCACUCGCAUAAACAAAAAACUGUAUUCCGAAGCAAUGUAUCCUGCCGCCCCGCCCGACGCGUAUAACAAGUACAGCACCGGAGCUCCGCCAACGGCGCCGCCGCCGGCAGCAUACCAACACGGGAUGAACAUGAACCCUUCACGCCCCGGCGGCGCGCUGAGGACGUGGUCCACCGGCCUUUUCCACUGCAUGGACGACCCGGGGAACUGUCUCAUCACAUGCCUGUGCCCCUGUAUCACGUUCGGGCAGAUCGCUGACAUCGUGGACGAAGGCACCUGCUCAUGCAUUGCGAGUGGAAUGAUUUAUGCGCUCAUCUGCGCCUCGACGGGGAUGGGGUGCCUGUACUCGUGCCUCUACCGCUCCAGGCUGAGGGCUCAGUACGACCUGGACGAGGGGGAGUGCCCCGACUUCCUGGUGCACUGCUGCUGCGAGCACCUGGCGCUGUGCCAGGAGUACCGGGAGCUCAAGAACCGCGGCUUCGACCUGGGGAUCGGUUGGGAUGCCAACAUCGACCGGCGGAGGCGAGGCGUUACCGGCGGCGCGGUGAUGGGGGCGCCGGCCAUGUCGCACGGCAUGACGAGAUGAUGCAUUGGUGGAUGUGAAAUGGCGGUGCUUUGCUUUUGUGAUCCUUGAGUUUGCUCUGUCCUGUGGCUUUUUCUCGUCAAGAAAUCAGACAGCCUGGUUUCAGUCGGGUGUGUGGUAACUGCGCAUUGUCUACUUAGCAUCUGUAAUGUAUUCUAACUAAGCGGAUUACAUGUAAUCUUAUUAUACUAGAGCUGGGGUAAAGGUCAUCACCGGUUGAGCCACGUCGGCAAGAAGUCGUAGACCGUCGGAUUGGUGUAUGUCAUGCUGUGAACAACUUCUUCACUCCAGAGAAACUGUGAACAGGCCUUUACUCUUUGCUCUUCAAAA
Messenger RNA from Phragmites australis (common reed), 928 nucleotides. Its product is annotated as cell number regulator 1-like. NCBI's taxonomy places the organism in Eukaryota, Viridiplantae, Streptophyta, Magnoliopsida, Poales, Poaceae. The record is from RefSeq and is a predicted model, not a curated record. The transcript has 4 exons. The coding region runs from base 50 to 601 and encodes 183 amino acids.